Messenger RNA from Suricata suricatta (meerkat), 7619 nucleotides. It is a transcript of the gene SORBS1, whose product is annotated as sorbin and SH3 domain containing 1. Gene Ontology annotation, biological process: cell-substrate adhesion. Gene Ontology annotation, cellular component: cell-substrate junction; nucleus; cytoplasm. The record is from RefSeq and is a predicted model, not a curated record. The coding region runs from base 85 to 4431 and encodes 1448 amino acids. Gene Ontology annotation, molecular function: protein binding. The transcript is spliced from 27 exons. NCBI's taxonomy places the organism in Eukaryota, Metazoa, Chordata, Mammalia, Carnivora, Herpestidae.
CCUAUUUCUAAUGAUCAUCCUUCUUUCCAUUUCCCGUCCUCUUUCUUUCUUUGUUCCCCAUUUUGAUACUUACUCUUGAAAAUCAUGCUAAAGGUCCUCUCUCCCCCUCGGCCUCCUCUCCCUAAAGGGGACCGCUUUGCAUGGCAGCCCCCCACCAUCCACAGUACCUCCAAGGACUCCCUCUACCUGAGCUCACCAAAGCCUUACGUCCCCCUCAGCACCCUCAGCCAGCAGAGCCCCUCACGACCCCAACUUGUCUCCAUCUCCCUGGCAGCCAGAUCUGCUCCCAAAGGCACAGCGUCGCCUGGACCCUUGCUUCCUGGUCCCACGUUCCCCAGUGCUUCCUCCCAACCCCGGCACCACUGUGUGGCCACCAGGACAGUUUACAGUGAGAAUGUGAGCUCUAACCCACGUCAUGAGGCAGUUGGGAAUAAAAAGGUCAGCAGCUUAUAUGUACCUUGUUUAUCCAAUAACAUUUGCCGGGUGGCAGCGCAAAGCUCCUCUUGUGUUGCAUCUGACCCAGCCACGGGCACUCCCUUGGAAGCUGCAGGCGCUCGCGCACAGGCUCCCAGCCUUGUCUCCCACGCGGCCAGCACGGGAAAGCCACCCUCCACUCCUCCUGGCCCUCCCAAGCUAUUCUUUGACAUCCAUAAAGAUGCCGCUGUCCGGGGCGAGAGUCCUUCCCUGUGCCCUCGGCCUCCGUUCCCGGACGCGGUGAGACCACCUGUGCUAGGCCCCCAGCUUUCCUCUGCUCCCGAAAACCGGAAGAGAAAAGAACCUUACCUUUCGCAGCCGAGUUAUCCAGCCAAGGAUGCCACCCUCUCCAGUUCAGCCCAGCCUGAGAUCAUAGUUGUCCCUCUCUACCUGGUUAAUACUGACCGAGGGCAAGAAGGCACUACCAGACCUCCAGCAUCUCUGGGGCCUCUUGGCCCCCCAAGCCCGGCGACCGCCCCUGCCGGCUCACCUCUGACCUUCCCGACCCUAGAUGAUUUCAUUCCCCCUCGUCUGCAGAGGCGCCCCCACCACGGCCAGCCGGCCAGCACUUCUGGCCCGCGCCCCCCCGUUAGCCAGACACCACCAUCCUCACCACCUCCUCCGCUGGUCCCUCCGGUCCCGGAGGGCCUCUGCAGAGCCUCGGCGCCUGACCUCACGGGAGCUGUUUCAAGUACCGAUCCAAGUCCUCUACUAAAUGAAGUUUCUUCAUCCCAUGCUGGAACAGAUUCCCAGAUCUCUGCACCAGUUAGCAAGCCAUCAUCUGCCUACCCCUCUACGACAAUUGUCAAUCCUACUAUUGUGCUCUUGCAACACAAUCGAGAACAGCAGAAACGACUCAGUAGCCUUUCAGAUCCUGCCUCAGAAAGAAGAGUGGGAGAGCAGGACGUGGCACCAGCCCAGGAAAAACCCACCUCACCUGGAAGGGCUCCUGAAAAAAAGGCAAAGGAUGACAGCAGACGGGUGGUUAAGAGCGCUCAGGACCUAAGCGAUGUUUCCAUGGAUGAAGUGGGCAUCCCACUUCGGAACACCGAGCGAUCAAAAGACUGGUACAAGACCAUGUUUAAGCAGAUCCACAAGCUAAACAGAGACACUCCUGAAGAAAACCCUUAUUUCCCUACGUACCAAUUCCCUGAACUUCCUGAAAUCCAGCAAAAUUCUGAAGAGGACAAUCCCUACACUCCUACCUACCAGUUUCCAGCAUCUACUCCUAGUCCUAAAUCUGAAGAUGAUGAUUCAGAUCUGUACUCGCCUCGGUACUCCUUUUCUGAAGACACAAAAUCUCCCCUUUCUGUGCCUCGCUCAAAAAGUGAGAUGAGCUGCCUUGACAGUGAGAAGGUGGUUAAGCGGUCAGCCACACUUCCCCUCCCAGCCCGCUCUUCCUCGCUCAAGUCAAGCCCAGAAAGAAACGACUGGGAGCCCCCAGAUAAGAAAGUGGAUACAAGGAAAUACCGUGCAGAACCCAAAAGCAUUUACGACUAUCAGCCCGGCAAGUCUUCUGUUCUGACCAACGAAAAGAUGAGUCGGGAUAUAAGCCCAGAAGAGAUAGAUUUAAAGAAUGAACCUUGGUAUAAAUUCUUUUCGGAAUUGGAGUUUGGGAAACCGCCUCCCAAAAAGAUAUGGGAUUAUACUCCUGGAGACUGCUCUAUCCUUCCUAGAGAGGAUAGAAAGACUAAUCUAGAAAAAGAUCUCAACCUCUGCCCAGCAGAGUUAGAGGCAGAGUUAGAAAGCACGGAGACGCUUAAUAAAGCACCCGGGGCAGACUUGUCACAGAGCUCGACGGUCAGCCCCACUCCAGAAAUUUCUUCGGAGCUUCCUGGGUAUAUAUAUUCUUCCAACUUCCACACAGUGAAGAGGGAAUCAGAUGGGGCUCCCGGGGACCUUGCUAGUUUGGAGAAUGAGAGGCAGAUCUAUAAAAGCGUCCUAGAAGGUGGAGACAUCCCUCUCCAGGGCCUGAGUGGCCUCAAGCGACCCUCCAGUUCGGCCUCCACUAAAGAUUCAGAAUCACCAAGACAUUUUAUACCGGCUGAUUAUUUGGAAUCCACAGAGGAAUUUAUUCGAAGGCGUCAUGAUGAUAAAGAGAAACUUUUAGCGGACCAGAGACGACUUAAGCGUGAGCAAGAAGAGGCCGAUAUUGCAGCUCGUCGCCACACGGGCGUCAUUCCGACGCACCAUCAGUUUAUCACUAAUGAGCGCUUUGGGGACCUCCUCAAUAUAGACGAUACGGCAAAAAGGAAAUCUGGGUCAGAGAUGAGACCUGCCAGAGCCAAGUUUGACUUUAAAGCUCAGACCCUAAAGGAGCUUCCUCUGCAGAAGGGGGACAUUGUUUACAUCUAUAAGCAGAUUGAUCAGAACUGGUACGAAGGAGAGCAUCACGGCCGCGUGGGGAUCUUCCCGCGCACCUACAUCGAGCUUCUUCCUCCUGCUGAGAAGGCUCAGCCCAAGAAGUUGGCACCAGUGCAGGUUUUGGAAUACGGAGAAGCCAUUGCUAAGUUCAACUUUAAUGGUGAUACGCAAGUAGAAAUGUCCUUCAGAAAGGGCGAGCGGAUCGCACUGCUCCGACAGGUGGACGAGAACUGGUAUGAAGGGAGGAUCCCAGGCACGUCCCGGCAGGGCAUCUUCCCCAUCACCUACGUGGACGUGAUCAAGCGGCCACUGGUGAAAAACCCUGUGGAUUACAUCGACCUGCCUUUCUCCUCCUCCCCGAGUCGUAGUGCCACCGCAAGCCCACAGUCCCCCGGUCACAGCCAGCUCCUCAUGCCGGCCCCCUCAUCUCUGCCCCACCCCCACCGAGCCCUGUCCCCUGAGAUGCACGCCGUCACCUCUGAGUGGAUCUCGCUGACUGUAGGGGUCCCAGGCAGGCGGUCUCUGGCCCUGACCCCACCCUUGCCUCCUCUGCCGGAGACUUCAGUCUACAACACUGACUACCUGGCCUCGUGGGCCAGGCCCGGGCCCUCCCUGACUCUCAGCCUGCCCCGUUCGAGCUGGGCGGAUCGGUCCACCCCACGCUCCGUGGCGUCCCCACUGGCCCUGCCUCCCCCCCACAAAGCCUCAUCCCUGGUGCCCGGCGCCCCGGCCUCCCUUCACGUCAACGGGGACAGUGGUGUCCACGUGCCACCCUCAGGUGUCGGCCGGGACAGCUUCUCGCAGCCACUGCUGGGGAGCUCUGAUAGGGUCAUCUCCGAGCUCAGCGACGCCUUUAGCAGCCAGGGUAAGCGACAGCCAAGGCGAGAAGAGCGCGGACAGUGUGAGAGGAGAGCAGAGCGGGAGGCAGGUGACAGAUGCCCUGGAGCACCCAAGAUCUCUAAGAAGAGCUGCUUGCGACCGUCAGACGUGGUCAGGUGCCUGAGCGCGGAACAGAGACUCUCAGAUCUCCACGUGCCCGAGGAGAGCCGGCCCAGCCCGCCCCUGGGUAGCCCUUUUCCGGGAAGGGAGGCUGAGCAGACAGAGCCGCGUAGCGGUGGCGAGCAGGCUGAGAGGAGGGCUGCUGGGAGUGCUGGGAGCCAGCCUUCUCAUCAUUCAUUGAGAGCAGGACCUGAUCUCACAGAAUCUGAAAAGAGCUAUGUGGAAGCAGUUUGCAAUGAGAUCAUAAACAUUGCCGAAAAAUCUGUUCAUUACUGCAGCACUGUUUCUCAUCCCCUUGACUUUCAUCACAAGGUAUCCCCUUCUGACAAUAAAUCAUCUUUAAUCAUUUCUCAGCAACCUCAAGCCCAGCAGCGAAGAGUCAUCCCAGACAGGAGUCAAACCUCACAAGAUUUAUUUAGCUACCAAGCACUAUAUAGCUAUAUACCACAGAAUGAUGAUGAAUUGGAGCUCCGAGAUGGAGAUAUUGUUGAUGUCAUGGAAAAAUGUGAUGAUGGAUGGUUUGUUGGUACUUCAAGAAGGACAAGGCAAUUUGGUACUUUUCCAGGCAACUAUGUAAAGCCUUUGUAUCUAUAAGAAGAUUGAAAACCACAGAGAUUAUUUUUAUUGGAGGAUGAAGCAUAAUUCACGAACUGGUCUCUUUAUUUAAACAUUGAGUCAGUAGGAAAACUAACACAGUGGAUAAAGUAAGAAGCAGAAGAGAGGGACAGAGAAGUGUUGUGUCUGAAGCCUGAGCCCGUUUGAACUUACAGUGUCAGGCAGGCUGAACUGAGGAAAAAGGAAUGAGGCAAAUCUGUAUUUACUUAGCCGCUUCUGGGAGCCACUCCAAGCCUUCCUGGCCUCUCCCCCUCUUGGGUAAUCUGACCUGUAACAGAGGCCAGGAGCAGUGAGGUCAGAAAUGCUCUUAUUGCCAGAGCCUUGACCAGCUCUGGCUCCCAGGGGGUCAUUUAGCCUGAAGCAGCCCUCAGAGCGUCAGGCAGACCCCUACCCAUUCUCCAAAGGCUCCAUACCCCAGCCACCCCAGAACCCCAUUUCCAAACAUUGCUGGGAAUCAUCCUGGGCUGCCGGGGCCAUCCCUGGAUGGUGGCCCAGGCCCCCAGACUACCCCAGACCACGCCCCUCACUCCUGGGGUAUGUGAGGAAAUGGAGGCAGAGCAUAGGUGCCCUGUGCAUUCAGCCUGCAUGCAGCAUUGCUCUUGACGCCCUGGUGUUCAGACAGAAAAGCCCACGAGGUUUGCCCACGGGAGCGGAGUGCCCAGGUCAGAUAGUUGCAUUUGUAUGUCCAGGUAAUGGAGUUAAGAGGCUCUGUAGUUAUGGGGGUCACUCACAGUGUGCUCUUUUCCCAUAUCUCUGACUUUUGUAAGUGGUCACCUUCAGCACAGUUUCAUUUUGCAAAAUGCCACUGCUAACCUUUCUUUUCUGGCUUGUUUUUGGCCAGGGCAGUUUGGGGUUGAUGGGCCUAUUCUGACAGUACCAAGGGUGGCAUUUAGUGAAUCAUUUCACAUACACUGGAUGCUGGGACCACUGAUGGGCAGGACACGCCACACUUAGCAGACUCCCCGCAGUGGUUCAGGCACCACCCACAGUGCGGGAGCCCGGGGUCACCCUGAGGAGGCUUCUCUGCAGAGUGGGAAGUGCACGUGCCCUAGCCCUAACUGCGAGGCAGCGAUCGGCCACUCCCAGGACGUCACUACAUCUGAGGAAGGAGCCCCUGUGACACCCGGGGUGCUCAAGUCACAACUCCAUCCGAUUCAAGGGUGUUUCUCAGCCUCUCUGCUAGACCCUUGGGAGAAGUAGAGAAACAACCCACUCUCUUCCUCUGAUUGAAGAGGUAGACACCCACACAAACACUAAAUCAAGAGAGACUGUGAUAUGUGCAAAGAAGGGUACGAGAGAGGAGGAGAUUACCUUUCCCUGGAGAGACCCUAGAAAGCGUUGUUGUAUUUCGGUCUCCAUGAGCUCACUCUUGAACAGCUAGGCUGCUUAGAAGAACCUUCGUCUGAGAGUAGUUUAUGGCUGGAAAUUCUUGGAACUGUUCCCAGAGUUUUCAAACUCUCAUCCUCCUCACAAAUACACAUCCAAGGUUACCAAUAGGAGUAGCAAUUCUAGGUGGUAGAGUGUAUACAGGAAUCCUGGGUCUCUGUGUGUAGCUCAGAAUUGCCCCAGGACCAUUGUCCCAAAACCUGGAGUCUUUACAAGUAGGCAGAGCCUCUGCCUCAGCUUCUGUCUCUGACAGUCCUCUACCCCAUCCACCCCUCUACCCCUACCAGAGAGCCUCAUUCUCUUCCUGUCCUUUCUAAUCCUGGCCUCAGGAAAGAACCUGCCACUGACUUCUUCACACUAGAGUGUAAAUGACCGAUACGAGGAAUGUGUUACUUCUUCCUGGAAACAUCUGUUUUUAGCUAGGACAGAGCAGAGCCUUAACCCCAGGGAAUGAGGCAGUGGUGGUAGGGGGUGGGGGUGGGGAUUGGGUGGAGGAGCUUCCUGGGUAGAAAGAGCCUUUUUGAUAUUCUUUAACACUCAUUGCUUUGGGAGGUCCACUUCACCACCCAAGGGCACUGUCUGACUCUCCCUGAGGGACUAUAGUACAAGUGCAUAUGCACGUGGGUUUUGCACAGCAGCAUUUCACUCAUAUUUGGAAUGUAAUCCUUGUAUUGGCUAAUGUGUUCCUGGUGUUUCUUAGAUGCCAACCAUUAAUAACAAUCUUAUUCUAAUAGUUUUUUGAGGGGUGCUUCGUAAGUAGGUAAUUUUGAACACCUCUUUCAAUACAGCUAGAAAAUAAAACCAAUUUGUAAAGCUGCAUUUGCAUAUGAUGCCAGCCCCACGCAUCUGUAUGUAUCUCUUCAGAAGCCCAGGUAUGCCUCACCAAUUUGCCCGUCUUUAAUAAAAUCAUGUUAAAAUUUGCAUCAAACUUCAGCUUCCUAUGUAUGACAGAACAAGGAACAGUUUCCAAUUGCUCUUUUGUCCUCAGACAUUUAGUAAUAUAAAAUACCUAUUUUUAUGCUGAAAUAUUUAUACACGUUUAUUAAUAGCAAAUGCAACUAACUGGCGCCAUGCCUUGCAACACAUUUUGAUACAGUAGCCAUGCUUCUGGGUAAAGGCAAGCCCCCAACUACUUACCUUUUGCAGUCUCUCUGGGAUCAGUAAAAGAAAAAAAUCAUAUGCAUAAGAAGUAGGACUGUAAAUAUGUAUAUUUAAUUUUGUAUAGCCCAUGUACCUACUUUGUAUAGAAAAAUAAUUUUAAAAAUUUGAACUGAAGGGGGGUAAAAUAAGGAAGUCAUGAAGUUUUUUGCAUUUUUAUUUAAAUGAAGGAAUUCCAAAUAACUCACCUGCAGAUUUUUAGCACAAAAAUAGCCAUUGUAAAGUGUUAAGAUUUUAAAUAAUCAUUCUUUCUGGGAGAGAAGGUAAUUGUGAUCUCCGUUACAGGGUUCUUAUUUUGUUUGGGGGGUUUUUUUGUUUUUGUUUUUGUUUUUGUUUUUGGCUGUCCUAUUUAUCUACAGCAGUAUUAAGUUCUUUUGCUAGAAUAAGUUACUACAAAGAAGAUUAUAUUCUGAGAGAAAAAUAACUGACUUUAUAUAUAACCAAUUAAUUAAUUAAUUAAAGUGUUGCCAUUUCCACACAAAGAGCAUGUACUCUGCAGACACAGAUUUUUCCGUUCAUUUAUUUUUCUUUAUUGCGGUGGAUUGAUUUGAUAAAUGGAUGUGUUGAAUUACUACAUUUGCUGUACAUACUAUUUAAUAAACUUUAUUCAGAAUUGCGUGGCA